AUGGCUACCGGAGCGAAUGCCACGCCGCUGGACUUCCCAAGUAAGAAGCGGAAGAGGAGCCGCUGGAACCAAGACACAAUGGAACAGAAAACGGUGAUUCCAGGAAUGCCUACAGUUAUCCCCCCUGGACUUACUCGGGAACAAGAGAGAGCUUAUAUAGUGCAACUGCAGAUAGAAGACCUGACUCGUAAACUGCGCACAGGAGACCUGGGCAUCCCCCCUAACCCUGAGGACAGGUCCCCUUCCCCUGAGCCCAUCUACAAUAGCGAGGGGAAGCGGCUCAACACCCGGGAGUUCCGCACGCGCAAGAAGCUGGAAGAGGAGCGGCAUAACCUCAUCACAGAAAUGGUUGCUCUCAACCCUGACUUCAAGCCACCUGCAGAUUACAAACCUCCAGCAACACGUGUGAGCGAUAAAGUAAUGAUUCCACAAGAUGAAUAUCCAGAAAUCAACUUUGUGGGGCUGCUGAUUGGGCCCAGAGGGAACACGCUGAAGAACAUAGAGAAGGAGUGUAACGCGAAGAUAAUGAUCCGGGGGAAAGGGUCUGUGAAAGAAGGGAAAGUUGGGCGCAAAGAUGGCCAGAUGUUGCCAGGAGAAGAUGAGCCACUUCAUGCCCUGGUUACCGCCAACACCAUGGAGAAUGUGAAGAAAGCAGUAGAACAGAUCAGAAACAUCUUGAAGCAAGGGAUUGAGACCCCUGAGGACCAGAAUGACCUGCGGAAGAUGCAGCUUCGGGAGCUGGCUCGCUUGAAUGGGACCCUUAGGGAAGAUGAUAACAGGAUCUUAAGACCCUGGCAGAGCUCAGAGACCCGCAGCAUCACCAAUACUACAGUGUGUACCAAGUGCGGAGGGGCCGGCCACAUUGCUUCUGAUUGCAAAUUCCAAAGGCCUGGUGACCCGCAGUCAGCUCAGGAUAAAGCUCGGAUGGAUAAAGAAUAUUUGUCUCUCAUGGCUGAACUGGGUGAAGCUCCUGUGCCAGCAUCAGUGGGCUCCAGCUCUGGGCCUGCCAGCACACCUCUGGCCAGCGCACCUCGGCCUGCUGCUCCCGCCAACAACCCGCCGCCACCGUCUCUCAUGUCUACCACCCAGAGCCGCCCACCCUGGAUGAACUCUGGCCCUUCAGACAGCCGGCCCUACCACGGCAUGCAUGGAGGUCCUGGCGGGCCUGGAGGCGGCCCCCACAGCUUCCCACACCCGUUACCCAGCCUCACAGGUGGGCACGGUGGGCACCCCAUGCAGCACAACCCUAACGGACCCCCGCCUCCGUGGAUGCAGCCGCCGCCGCCGCCGAUGAACCAGGGCCCCCACCCGCCUGGGCACCAUGGCCCUCCUCCAAUGGAUCAGUACCUGGGAAGUACGCCUGUGGGCUCUGGGGUCUAUCGCCUGCAUCAAGGAAAAGGUAUGAUGCCGCCACCGCCUAUGGGCAUGAUGCCGCCACCGCCGCCGCCACCCAGUGGGCAACCUCCUCCCCCGCCUACUGGGCCGCUACCCCCAUGGCAACAGCAGCAGCAGCAGCCUCCACCACCCCCUCCGCCCAGCAGCAGUAUGGCUUCCAGUACCCCGCUGCCAUGGCAGCAAAGAUCCCUCCCCGCGGCAGCGAUGGCCCGAGCCAUGAGAGUGAGGACUUUCCGCGCCCAUUGGUGA
Molecule: messenger RNA, 1644 nt
Organism: Pipistrellus nathusii (Nathusius's pipistrelle)
Lineage: Eukaryota; Metazoa; Chordata; Mammalia; Chiroptera; Vespertilionidae
Source: the annotation of a GenBank genome assembly